AUGGCAGCGAGACUUUUCUCAAAAAAAGCAUCAACACUUGGAUCACAAUAUAUUGCACUUAAUGUUUCCAAGAUAUCACCCAUCGGCUUACGAUCCUAUGCAACAUCAUCGGAUAGUAGUGAGAAUGAAUCCAAAAAGCUGAAUAAAUAUAGCUCUAUUAUCACUCAACCAAAAAGUCAAGGUGCCUCUCAGGCUAUGUUGUAUGCUACGGGCUUAACAGAUGAAGAUAUGAACAAAGCACAAGUCGGUAUUGCGAGCGUCUGGUAUGAAGGUAAUCCUUGUAACAUGCAUCUUUUAGAUCUUGCUGGUGAGGUCAAGAAGGGUGUUCAAAAUGCAGGUCUUAUUGGUUAUCGAUUCAAUACCAUUGGUGUCAGCGAUGGUAUUUCAAUGGGUACAAGAGGUAUGAGUUAUUCUCUUCAAUCUCGCGAUCUGAUUGCUGAUAGUGUGGAAACGGUUAUGGGUGGUCAAUGGUACGAUGCCAACAUUUCUAUCCCAGGCUGUGAUAAGAAUAUGCCAGGCGUUUUAAUGGCCAUGGGUCGAGUCAAUCGCCCCUCGUUAAUGGUAUAUGGUGGUACUAUUCAGCCAGGUCAAAGUUGCGGUGGAGCCAAAUUGGAUCUUGUAUCUGCUUUUCAAGCUUACGGUGAAUAUGUAGCAGGCUCUAUUGAUGAGCAAAAGCGUUAUGAUAUCAUUCGACACGCCUGUCCUGGUCCUGGUGCUUGUGGUGGCAUGUACACUGCCAAUACAAUGGCUUCUGCCGCUGAGGCUAUGGGUAUGACUCUCCCUUACUCUUCUUCUACCCCUGCUGCUUACCCAGAAAAGAAAGAAGAAUGCCAUAAAGCUGGUCAAGCUAUUCGCUACCUCUUGGAAAAUGAUAUAAAGCCUCGCGAUAUCAUGACACGUGACGCUUUCGAAAAUGCUAUGGUCCUCACCAUGGCUUUGGGUGGUUCUACAAACGUCGUUCUGCAUUUGAUUGCUAUUGCUCGUAGUGUCGGUAUCAAUUUAACUUUGGACGAUUUCCAGGCCGCUAGUGACAAAACUCCUUUCUUAGCCGAUUUGAAGCCUAGUGGUAAAUACGUUAUGGAAGACCUCCAUGGCAUUGGUGGUAUUCCUGCUAUUCUAAAAUACUUGAUGGAAGAGAAACUGAUUAAUGGAGGCGUGAUGACAGUCACCGGUAAGACGCUAGAGGAGAACUUACAUUCUCUUCCAGGCUUGCCUCAAGGUCAAGAUAUUAUCCGACCCCUCUCCAACCCUAUCAAAAAGACUGGCCAUAUACAAAUUCUACGUGGUAAUCUAGCACCUGAAGGCUCUGUUGCUAAAAUUACAGGCAAAGAAGGUCUUGAAUUCACUGGUAAGGCUCGCGUCUUUGACGGUGAAGAAGGGUUCAUUACUGCUUUGGAAAAUAACGAAAUUAAGAAAGGAGAAAAGACGGUGGUUGUCAUUCGUUAUGAAGGCCCCAAGGGUGGACCUGGUAUGCGUGAAAUGUUGAAGCCUUCCUCAGCGAUUAUGGGUGCAGGCCUAGGUGACGAUUGCGCAUUGCUAACCGACGGUCGAUUCUCUGGUGGAUCUCACGGUUUUAUCAUUGGUCAUAUUUGUCCUGAAGCCCAGGUUGGUGGUCCUAUCGGUUUAAUUAAGGAUGGUGAUGUUAUCACUAUUAAUGCUGAGACUCGUGAGAUGAAUGUGAACGUUUCUGAUGAAGAACUGGCAGACCGUAAAAAGAACUUCGUGGCACCACCCCUUAAAUAUACCAGAGGUACUCUUGCUCGUUAUUGUCUGACUGUAAAGAGCGCUAGUGAGGGUGCCGUUACUGACGAAGCAUAA
Mycotypha africana is the source of this 1818-nucleotide messenger RNA. RefSeq names its product dihydroxy-acid dehydratase. Gene Ontology annotation, biological process: branched-chain amino acid biosynthetic process. The transcript is spliced from 6 exons. The record is from RefSeq and is a predicted model, not a curated record. Gene Ontology annotation, molecular function: dihydroxy-acid dehydratase activity. Gene Ontology annotation, cellular component: mitochondrion. Bases 1 to 1818 code for a protein of 605 amino acids. NCBI's taxonomy places the organism in Eukaryota, Fungi, Mucoromycota, Mucoromycetes, Mucorales, Mycotyphaceae.